AUGCAGAAUACGAUAGAUAUCGGCUGGUUUGAUAUCGGUGUCCGAGAGGAUUCCAGUUUAGCUGUCCUAGAUCACGGUCGCCUGCCAAAUGUGGUCAACCAGUUGCCUGACCCCCAAAACCAGUACCCAUCGUUAUGUGUCUUUCUGGGCAGGCAAACUAAAGAUCACGCCCUUCAGCGGUUGUAUAACCAGAACAAUAUCAAGAGACAUGUUUCGAAAUCAAUGAUCCAGCUUAGAUACGAUGUCGCCUCCUUCGAAAGUCGAGAGCCCGUUCUUUUGGCGGACGGUGACAUUAUGGAGGGGGAACGCUUCCAUCCCAAAUUGAAACUCGACGCUGGAAUGGGUCAACCCGUGUCGUGGGAUAACUAUUCUGCGGGCAGACUGCUGCAAGUACUGUGGUCACGGCUUGUUUUUCUGUUCGCGGAUAUAGUAUGUAUUUUCAUUGAUGACACUUCAAAUAUGAGAAUGGUCGAGGAGUUCCUGGUUAACUGCAUGGAACUGGGUUCGGCAUCUUCCCUACCUCGGACACUUUUGCCGAGAUUGGUUGUUAUAUAUAGGACUGGAGCCACAAAUAAGAAUCUUGAAAGAUCAUUCGACAGCGUGUUCUACGAGUAUCUUCAAAAAAAUAGGUACAAAGACUUGUCUGAACUGUUCUCCAAGGUUUCCUUCAUUGGUCUACACAAGGGCGGUUUAUCAGAAACGGCGAACUAUCUGCGGAUCAAAGCCUAUAUCACCGACGAAGUAACGGAAAUAUCUUUCCUUCGACAGGUACAUCAUGCUCGUCCAAAUGCUACUCACUUUCAAGCGCUGUUCCAAUCAGCGUUUCACCAUACUCUCGACAACCGGAAUGCUUUCGAUGUGGUGAAAGCCACGCGAAGGGAUCGCCCGGUAUGUCCGAGCACGGAAUCAAACCUCGUACACUAUCUUGAGAUCGCCGAUCGCGCGCGCUUAUCUUCGGAUAAGUUAGCUCCAUCUAUUGCAUCGGCCCUUUUCAUGGAUCAUUACGUACUAGGAAUGUUUGCAACAAAUCCCCGUGAUGUUUUCGGAUCCCUGUACCGCAAGAUCCUGAUUCAGGCGCAUAGAAAAGUUCAAGAAACUUGGUCGGGCUUAUGCCCAGAAGAACAGACAAAUCUAAUCGAGAGACAUUUCUCUGAACAGUUCGACCUUUUCUCCGGAGGUUUGAUAAACGUAGCAGACCUACGAAAACAGCAACUCGAAUCUCAGAGCGGUCGACUAAGUUGUUUACGGAGUAAUCUCAUCUGUCUGUUCUGCCUCCUGCAUAGCGCGCAACAUGUUUUAGACUGCGGUCAUACAUUUUGCGAUCGCUGUGCCCAGGUCUAUGGCGAACCGGUGGCGGGGUUAGAGUACCAAUUUACGGUCACAGGCUGUCUUUACUGCCUCUACCGAAAGCCUCUCAUCGUAGAUGUUCUUCCACCAACCAUAAGCCCUUCUAUCCUUGCACUCGAUGGGGGAGGGGUCAGAGGCGUUAUACCUUUGGAAUACCUUCUUCUUGUGCAGGAGCAUUUGCAGCCUUCGACCAUCCACAAUGUGGUGGACCUCGCUAUCGGCACAAGCUCAGGGGGGCUUAUUGCUCUGGGAUUGUUUGCAAUGUUGUGGGAUGUUGCAGAAUGCUCCGAACGAUUCAAUACACUGGCGAACCAAAUUUUCAGGCAGAGACGACGGUCGAUUUUGCCCCCGCUGCUUUUCCACGUCUCGGGCUACAAGUCGCUACUAGGUGAACUGGUUAAAUGGAUUCAGUGGCUUCUACACGAUAGUUGUUAUGACUCUCAGGUCUUCGAUGCCGCUCUGAAGAGCGCGUUUAGAGAAAAUCGCCGUCUUUUUGGUGCUACACGGGAACGUCUUCCGGGUCAUAGACGGUCCGGUCUGAAGGUGGGAGUAAUUGCAACGAGUAUUUCUAGGGACACAAGUGCAUUUGUCAUUGGGAAUUUCAACAUAUCCGAGGACUCGAAGGACAAAUAUAGCAAGUUAUACCAGCCGCUCCUUUAUUUUGAGGGUGUUGGUUCCUUUCAGGAUAGUGGAUUGAAACACAACUUUGCUGGGGAGGUCGCGAGCCAGGUUUCUAACCAAAUCUGGCCCCUGUUCAUGGGAUCCAUACGGAUGAUAUCGAUAGGAACCGGAAAAGCCCCUUCAAAUAAGCAGAUCCCUCAUUUUCGCCACGUCUUUCGUGACGGUUUUAUUCGCAGGGGUUUCAACGCAUAG
This is a messenger RNA of Penicillium subrubescens, 2220 nucleotides long. RefSeq lists its product as uncharacterized. Bases 1 to 2220 code for a protein of 739 amino acids. Gene Ontology annotation, cellular component: membrane. The record is from RefSeq and is a predicted model, not a curated record. NCBI's taxonomy places the organism in Eukaryota, Fungi, Ascomycota, Eurotiomycetes, Eurotiales, Aspergillaceae. Gene Ontology annotation, biological process: arachidonate metabolic process. The transcript has 5 exons.